Messenger RNA from Malassezia restricta, 1215 nucleotides. Its product is annotated as protein disulfide-isomerase A6. The record is from RefSeq and is a predicted model, not a curated record. Gene Ontology annotation, biological process: protein folding. Gene Ontology annotation, molecular function: protein disulfide isomerase activity. The transcript has a single exon. The coding region runs from base 1 to 1215 and encodes 404 amino acids. NCBI's taxonomy places the organism in Eukaryota, Fungi, Basidiomycota, Malasseziomycetes, Malasseziales, Malasseziaceae. Gene Ontology annotation, cellular component: endoplasmic reticulum.
AUGUGGCUGUGGACGCUGGUGCUGGCCCUGGUGGCGGCCGUGGCACAGGCUUCCCAUGUGCUGGACCUUACGCAGACUGCAGACUAUGAUGCUGUCGUCGGCAAGUCGGCUGGCGCCAUGGUGGAAUUCUUUGCGCCCUGGUGCGGUCACUGCAAGCGUCUGGCGCCUGAGUACGAGAAAUUGGCGGAUGCGUUUGCGAAGAAGAAAGACAAGGUCGUCAUUGCCAAGGUCGAUGCUGAUGCGAAUCGCGAGCUGGCUGAUCGCAUCAAAUUGAGCGGCUUCCCCACGCUCAUGUACUUCCCACCCAACUCGCAGCAAGGCGUGCCGUACAACGGCCCUCGCACGACCGAGGCGCUUGCUGAUUUUGUGACGCAACAGUCACAGAUCAAGAGCAGUAUGCCGCCACCUGCUCCUCCCGCUGCCAUUGAACUCAACGUCGACAACUUCAACAGCAUUGUGGAAAAUCCUGACCUCGACGUGCUCGUGGAGUUUUAUGCUCCUUGGUGCGGCCACUGCAAGCGUCUGGCGCCGAUCUACGAGCAGGUCGCGCGCGUGCUGGAGCGCGACUCGCAUUGCGUGAUGGCCAAGAUCGAUGUAGACGAUCCCAAGAAUGCCGAGAUCCGCACGCGCUUCCAGAUCGCCAGCUUCCCGACCCUGUCUUUCUUCCCGGCUGGGUCUUCCGACAAGUGGCCUCGUCCGUACCUCAAGGAGCGCACGGCCGAGGAGCUGCUUGCGUUUAUGAACGAGAAGUGCGGUACGUUCCGCACACUCGAGGGCACGCUGACGCCGCUCGCCGGCCGCCUUCCGAAGCUCGAUGGCCUCGCCGCUCGCUUUUACGCGGCCGUGACCGAGGCGGCCCGUGGCACCCUCCUCGACGAGGUGAAGGCCUAUGUGCAGGAACUCAAGGACCAUGUGUCGUCCACGCGCAAGGCCUCGGCGGCUGAUUACUAUGUGCGUGUCCUCGAGCGUAUCCUGCGCGACGGCACCGAGUACGUGAAGCGCGAGCAUGAACGCUUGUCCAAGAUGCUGUCUAAGCAGGCGCAAGGCCUGUCGGCCUUGACCGGCGAAAAAAUCGACGACAUUACGCGCAAAAUCAACGUGCUUUCAGCCGUCAUGAAUGAGCGCAUUGCCAAGGCUGCUACCAAGGCGACACAGGACGCGUCGUCAGCCGCCGCGGAGGCAACGGCCUCGUCGUCCGCGCACGACGAGCUGUAG